AUGAACGGUAACAACCACGGCAGAAAUCCAGAUAUUUUACGCACGAAUAUCGGAAUCAAUAGCGAUAGGAACGACUAUCACGCCGCGGCACCGUCCAACUUCGCACUCGGCAUGUCUACACCCAACGAAACGCAAGUGCUUUCGCAGCAGUCAGAGAGGUUUUUCUCCGCCACACAGCGAGAAGAGAUUGCGGAGAAGCUGGCAAAGAGACUGGCGCCGGAGUGCAUCUCCCAGCGACCAGCGCCCGGCGGAAGCAAGGUAUCUUAUAUCGAAGGCAACCAGGCCAUUUCACUCGCGAACAGCAUAUUCGGCCACGAUGGCUGGUCCACUCAGCUCAUGAGCAGCACGACUGAAUUUCUUGAGCCUACUCCUGCCGGCAAAUUCAACUGCGCUAUCACAACAGUCGUGAGAGUAACAGUAUUCACAACGGGCGCUUUCCAUGAAGACUUCGGUUUCGGUGAAAUGGUUAACUGUCCAACGCGUGGAGCAGCUAUCGAGAAGAGCCGCAAGGAGUCAGUCACAGACGCUGUAAAGAGGUGCUUGCGCUACUUUGGUAACUCAACCGGUAACUGUCUGUACGAUAAGGAUUACUCUAAGGAGAUUAUCAAACAUAAGGAUAAGAAUAGAUACCGUUAUGAUCCAGAUCAGCUCUACAGACCACCAGAAUUUGACUACAGACCAAACCACGUCCGUGAGCAGGAGGAAAGGCGUCUGACGCAGCAGAGACAGCAGCAGCAAGCGCAGGAGAAGGAGAGGGAGAAGGAGAGGGAGUAUCAUGAGGCAAAUGUAAGGAGGAUGAGCGGUGUGAGCAACAGUAACAGCAAUGGCAGUCUCAAUACUUCUGCGCAUUCAUCAAUACAUCCCACCAAAGACGACGAUCUGAUUUGGGAUGGGUUCGAAAUGAAUGACGCGAGUAUGGUAUCGGUAGUGGAUGACAAGUCGGUCAUAGAUGACAACACCAAUACCAAUGCCAGUGCUAAUGUCAACGUAGGCUCGUUGAAUGACAUAAAUGAUGGUCACAAUAACAAAAGGAGCUUGCUCAUGCCUCCGCCGCCUAUACCUAAUGGCUAUCAACAGCAGCCAUCGCCACCACAUCAGCAGCAGGACUUACCACAACCGCAACCACAUGCACAAGCACAACAAACACCAUUCUCAUCGCCUAAAAAAAACAAAGGUGCCGAAUCAAGAGCAGCAGCACUAAAAAGAGGGCGAGAGAAUACAAUGGUCUCGGAGAAGAGUGAGCAGCCACCAGACGCAACGACGCUCAAGAAAAGCAAGAGCUAG
Wallemia ichthyophaga EXF-994 is the source of this 1284-nucleotide messenger RNA. RefSeq names its product DNA repair and recombination protein rti1. Gene Ontology annotation, cellular component: nucleus. The record is from RefSeq and is a predicted model, not a curated record. Lineage: Eukaryota; Fungi; Basidiomycota; Wallemiomycetes; Wallemiales; Wallemiaceae. Gene Ontology annotation, biological process: double-strand break repair via single-strand annealing; mitotic recombination; double-strand break repair via homologous recombination. The transcript is spliced from 7 exons. Bases 1 to 1284 code for a protein of 427 amino acids.